AUGCCUUGCCCAUUUGACCUCCAGGCCGCCAUCCAAGGCGCCGACAACGAUGUGGCCGUCAUCAUCCCCUCCAAGCCUCAAGCGCUCACAGUCACCUACGCGGACCUGAAGCGCGAAACGGCUUCCUUCCAGAAGAAGCUAGCAGACAUCGGCAUCACCAAGGGCUCUCCCGUGUCCAUCGCUAUCGUCAACUCAUACGAGUUCAUCGUCUCCUUCCUGGCCGCCUCGUGGCAGCGCGGCAUCGCCGCCCCUCUCAACCCGGCCUACAAGCAGGAGGAGUUCGAGUUCUACAUCGAGGACGUCAAGUCCGCCAUCGUCAUUGUCCCCAAGGGCGCCUACAGCGCUGGUGCUCCCGCCGUGAAGGCCGCGCAAAAGUUCAACGCCGCCAUCGCCGAGUCCUACUGGGACUCCAGCAAGAACGAAGUUGCUCUCGACGUCAAGGAGCUGGGUCAACUCAAGGGCAAGCCCGCGCAGCCCUUGCUGAAGCCAGACGCUGAUGACAUUGCUCUGGUCCUGCACACCUCCGGCACCACCUCCCGCCCCAAGGUCGUCCCGCUCACGCACCGCAACCUGACGCGCACCAUGAAGAACAUCCGCAACACUUACCAACUCACGCCCUCCGACCGCACCAUGCUGGUCAUGCCCCUCUUCCACGUCCACGGCCUGUUGUGCGGUCUCCUCGCCCCUUUGCUCACAGGCGGCAGUAUGAUCGUCCCCAGCAAAUUCUCCGCGACUGAUUUCUGGCCCGACUUCAUCACCUUCAAAGCAAACUGGUACACCGCCGUGCCCACCAUCCACCAGAUCCUUCUUAAGCACCCUGUCCCCAACCCUCUCCCGAAAAUCCGCUUCAUCCGCUCCUGCUCCUCCCCCUUGUCGCCCACAGUCUUCCACAACCUCGAAAAGACCUUCGGCGCCCCCGUCCUAGAAGCCUACGCCAUGACCGAGGCCGCGCAUCAAAUGACUUCCAACCCUCUCCCUUCCGUAGGCAAGCGCAAGCCCGGCACCGUCGGCCUCGGGCAGGGCGUAGAAGUCGGAGAAAUCUGCAUCCGCGGUGAAAACGUCACCAAGGGCUACCUGAACAACCCCGCCGCCAACGCCUCCAGCUUUACUCCCUCGGGGUACUUCCGUACCGGCGACCAAGGCAAGAAGGACGAAGACGGGUACGUCGUCAUCACCGGUAGAAUCAAGGAGUUGAUCAACAAAGGCGGCGAGAAGAUUUCGCCUAUCGAGCUGGAUAAUGUGUUGACGCGCCACCCGGCGGUGUCAGAGGCCGUCAGCUUUGCGGUUCCCGAUGAGAUGUACGGGCAGGAAGUUGCUGUUGCCAUUGUGCUGAAGAGCGGGCAGAAGGGCGAUGCGGAGGAGUUUAGGAAGUGGGUUGGGGAUAAGUUGGCCAAGUUCAAGGUGCCGAAGAAGAUCUACUUUACGGAUGUUAUGCCGAAGACGGCGACGGGGAAGAUUCAGAGGAGGAUUGUGGCGGAGGAGAUGCUGAAGAAGGAGAGUCGGACUAGUAAGUUGUAA
Sordaria macrospora k-hell is the source of this 1518-nucleotide messenger RNA. NCBI's taxonomy places the organism in Eukaryota, Fungi, Ascomycota, Sordariomycetes, Sordariales, Sordariaceae. The record is from RefSeq and is a predicted model, not a curated record.